CCGGGCGGUGCGCGCGCAGCUUCCCGGUCGAGGCCGAGGCGUUGUCGGGGCCUGUGGCGGGAGGUCGGGAGGUCGGGCUCCUGGGUCCCCCUGACGACCAAGCGCCAUCCAGCAUCGCCCGGCGUCUCCCCCGCAACGAGCUCCGCGACCUGAGGCCUUCUGGGCGCGUCCCUGGAGGAGGCCGCUCGCUGAAGACGAGAACAGCCAGUCGGGUGGUAGGCAGGAGCUGCGUCAGGGGCCAUGAUCGAGGUGGUGUGCAACGAUCGGCUGGGCAAGAAGGUCCGCGUGAAGUGCAACUCAGACGACACCAUCUGUGACCUGAAAAAGCUGAUUGCGGCCCAGACCGGGACCCGCUGGGACAAGAUUGUUCUCAAGAAAUGGUAUACCAUCUUCAAGAAUCACGUGACUUUGGGAGACUACGAAAUCCAUGAUGGCAUGAAUUUAGAGCUCUACUAUCAGUAGGGUUAUUUUCCCCUUGGCCUAAAUCCUUACCCCCCUCUCUGCCCCCAUCCCGUCCCCCAACACUUCCCCCCUCCCCAUCCCCUCUGUCCCAUCCCCACCCAAACCUUUGUCGGGCUAAUAAAAGGAGGAAUGUUUUAA
Molecule: messenger RNA, 600 nt
Organism: Ornithorhynchus anatinus (platypus)
Lineage: Eukaryota; Metazoa; Chordata; Mammalia; Monotremata; Ornithorhynchidae
Product: ubiquitin-like protein 5
Exons: 2
Coding region: 241-462 (73 amino acids)
Biological process (GO): mRNA splicing, via spliceosome; protein modification process
Cellular component (GO): nucleus; cytoplasm
Molecular function (GO): protein tag activity; protein binding
Source: RefSeq, a predicted model, not a curated record